Molecule: messenger RNA, 867 nt
Organism: Candoia aspera
Lineage: Eukaryota; Metazoa; Chordata; Lepidosauria; Squamata; Candoiidae
Gene: TMEM70
Product: transmembrane protein 70
Exons: 3
Coding region: 17-778 (253 amino acids)
Biological process (GO): mitochondrial proton-transporting ATP synthase complex assembly
Cellular component (GO): mitochondrial membrane
Source: RefSeq, a predicted model, not a curated record
GCUACCUGCGGUGACGAUGUUGCUGGUGGCGGGGCUGAGGUUCCACGCUCCCGGCCUAAACCGAUGGCAGCAAAGCGUUGGAAGAUGCAGGGCGCUCCGGCAGACGAAGAGGCUGGCGGCAGUCCUCGAGACGCGCCAGCCCUUCACGGCUCCGCACUGCAGGCUGCGGACGCUGCUUGGCGCGCCCGGAGCCUUUGGAUGCGGCUUUUGGCUGGCGGGAAACAAGCAGGUUCCAUUUCCCCAUGCAGAAUCUCUCUGCCGCUUUGGUACAUCAUCCCUCAAGGAACAUUCACAAUUUGGAAGAUUAAUUUAUUCUGGAAAUUUAUCAAAAACUGUAUUAGGAGUGAAAAUUUUCUGUUUUACCACCAGCAUAAUUACUGCUUCCAUGUUGAUGGGUAUCAUAUUCAAGUUUGGCUUAAAUGUUGACAAACUCUACUUGGAAAUUGCUUUUUAUAGUGUCACACUUUUCUUUAUUUUUCUAACACCAUUUCUCCUCCAUUUAUUUACUAGAAGGUAUAUUAUCCGGCUAUACCACGAAGCUAAAACAGACACAUACACAGCAGUUACGUACAGUGGUAUUUUGAAAGAAAAGAAAACUCUAUUCCAUCAGAAAGAUGUGACUGUUCCAGACAUCAGCAAGAUAUUCACAACAUUUUAUGUUAAAAGAAGAGCAAUGUUUGUUAAUCCAUUCCAUUUUCAUUACGCUCAAGACUACAGCCAUCUAAUGGGUUAUGACAAACCCUUUCAGUUUGAUUUGAACGACUCAGAUGAUGAAUAGAAUUCUAAAAUGUCAGAAUCUUUCUAAAUGUAUUACCUUAUUCCUGCUUGCUAUUCAGAAUUCUUUCAUGGAUUCUAAGUGAGCCUAAU